AUGGUGUCACUCGACGAGGUACAUCAGAAUCACGCCAGUCUGAAAGACUACGGCCCCAAUCUCGUGGCUGUCUUUGUCGGCGGCACUAGCGGAAUCGGCGAAGCAACCGCCUGGGCAUUUGUACGAGAAACGCUUUCUCCACGAGUAUUUCUAGUCGGGCGCAAUGAGUCCCAGGCAUCAUCGAGGAACUACGUCAGCUGA
Penicillium maclennaniae is the source of this 201-nucleotide messenger RNA. RefSeq lists its product as uncharacterized. Gene Ontology annotation, biological process: secondary metabolic process. Bases 1 to 201 code for a protein of 66 amino acids. The record is from RefSeq and is a predicted model, not a curated record. The transcript is spliced from 2 exons. Lineage: Eukaryota; Fungi; Ascomycota; Eurotiomycetes; Eurotiales; Aspergillaceae.